This is a messenger RNA of Engraulis encrasicolus (European anchovy), 3919 nucleotides long. Its product is annotated as paraneoplastic antigen Ma3 homolog. Gene Ontology annotation, molecular function: zinc ion binding; nucleic acid binding. The coding region runs from base 1220 to 2887 and encodes 555 amino acids. NCBI's taxonomy places the organism in Eukaryota, Metazoa, Chordata, Actinopteri, Clupeiformes, Engraulidae. The record is from RefSeq and is a predicted model, not a curated record. The transcript has 3 exons.
CACACACACACACACACAGUGUAAACAACGCAGUUCACGACCUACACACCAUCCACUCGCAUCCAGUACAUACUAUGCAAGAUACACGAAACAGAGUGACCCCUGUUCUAUCAGUAUUUCCCAUGAAAUGACAACAGCUACACAUACACGCAAGAUUUACAACAGCCAAUCAGAUGUCACGCGAGCCCUAAGAACGCGAGCCGAUGAAUGAAACCGAGGCGCAAGGAUUGUUUCAGUCUCUUUGACAACCAUCAUCAGAGCCAGCCACUUGCUGUUGAAACCGUACCAUCAUCGUUAUCAACCGUUAACAACAUCAACGUCUUUGAGCAUCACCGGACAGUACAUCAACAACAGACAGAACAUCAACAAGAGCCACAUGACAGCCACGUCGGCUAACCCCUCGAGAACCACCAGAGGCAUCAACUUUUCACCAUCAUCAUAGUCACCAUCGUAUUCAUCACACAUCACCAUCUUCAGGAGCGACGGUGAGGAAUAACUGUGCUUUAACUCUUGUCCUCUCAUCUCCUGCACUGUGUGAAUGGAUUAGCCACAGAAAUGUCACCAAUGCCCAACAAGAAUAACGGUUGCCCCGAACGUUCAUUUCUGCUAACAGGCUAAACCCCCCGAGAACUGCCAGGCACCAUUCACCAUUCACCGCUGUGUCUAAGUGUACUCACCGGAUUCAUCCCCUUGAGCACAUCAUCAGGAGCAACGGUCAGGUUUUUUGGACGGAUAGGAUUGAAAAGAAGACAACUGGGCCAGGACUUCACCUGGUCAAAGGACACUGAUGGCGAGCCUUUCCCAGAGCGACCACGGAUACCCUUAAGUACCCUACAAAGGAACUUUCCCCCCCUUUUUUCCACUUUUUACCAUUUCUAUUUUGUUUAAGGCCCCGGGACCAUUGUUUAUUUUAAGUGUGCACACUGUUUUAUUUUAUUUGGGUUUUUAUACACUUCAAACAUUUUGUAAACAAUAUACGAGCUUUUUUCACUCAAAAGGAUUUAUCUUGUCUGACUCUUUAUUGUUGCACAACACUCGCUCCUCUCUCUUACUUAGAUCUUCUGAUCCAGGUCCUAGUGUUUUUGUUAUUUAUUUUAAUUGUAAUUCACUUUCUUAAAGGAAAGCCCGGUUACAAAAGUGGCGAGCCUGCUGCCAGGAGGAGCUAGUUGUUGAGUAACAAUAUUGAGCAGACAUUACUAAGUAAUUACUUAUCACCAGUAUGGAUUUUAUGCGAAAGUUUAGUGUUAAUAUUCCAAAUGCAGUAUUAGUCAGUGGCAUAACUCAGGUACCCGAUCAAGAUGAACAAGUCCUUGAUUAUCUUAAACAGUAUGGUAAAAUUGAUAGAGUCCUUUUAGUUGAAGACCCACACUCAGAAUUCUUCCAAAACCUGAUCGUUGAGUAUUCUAGCAGUUCAGCUAUUGAAACUUUAGAUCCCCACUUACCCUACAGUUACACUACACAAGGUGAGUCCCCCGCUACCUAUGUAGUAAAAACACUCAGUAGUGCGUACACCACCAAAGUUGGCUCAAAUGCAACAAAGACGUACUUAACGGAGCUCAAGCAAUUAGCCAAGGAGAGUGGCAAGGAUUAUGGCGAAGUUUUGAAAGAGAUGAUGUCCCAGAUUGGAAUGGAUAUAGAUGCCAUGCAACACGCGGCUGACGAUUCCCCCUCUGUACACGUCGAGGCGACCGUGUCAUCCCCACCUGUUCACAGAGAGCCACAGCACACCUCACUGUCUCAUGUUGCACCAAGCGGCCAUGGAGACGCUGACCAUGUCCUCCUUGCCAAUGCCAAGAGAACACCGUCCCUUUCCCUAAGCGACGUGAACCCCCCUGACAUCCAAAAGGUUGUGGUCGAGCACAUUGUUCGGAGGCAGGAUCCUUUCCCUCACAUGCAGUCCCAAGUGAGACUCCGCUCUUUCUCCGGCAAGAUCCCCAUACCCAACCAUGAGACUGACUAUGACACAUGGCGCACACACAUUGAGCUGCUACAGAAUGAUCCCAGUAUGUCACCACUGCAAAUAUCACGAAAGAUUCUAGAGAACUUACUCCCACCUGCUGUUGACGUCGUAAAAGGUCUACUGCCUGAUUCACUCCCUGCCGCCUACCUACAGCUGCUGGACUCAGCCUACGGCACGGUCGCAGAUGGAGAAGAGCUGUUCGCCCAGUUCCUGAACACCCUACAAGACCCCGGUGAGAAGUCAUCCUCUUACCUGCAACGACUCCAGCUAGCCUUAAAUCGAGCCACAAAACAAGGGGGAGUUACACACAAAGAAGGUGACAAGCAUCUCCUGAAGCAGUUCUGCCGAGGUUGUUGGGAUAACAGUCUGAUCAGCACCUUGCAGCUUGAGCAAAAGAAGAGCAAACCACCCCAGUUCUCUGAACUCCUGCUGAUGAUCCGCUCUGAGGAAGACAGACUGGAAGCCAAGUCAACGCGCAUGAAGAGACACAUCGGCAUCACGAAGCAGAAAACUCAGGUCCACUUCCAUGAUGCAUAUGUUCGUGAACCAGAGGAGAGCAGUGCCGGUGCCAUCAGUGUGAUUGAGGAUCUGCGAAAGCAAGUAGCAAGUUUGCAAAGCCAGCUCACUACAUUCAUGUCACAGAAAAAGACACAGGGAGCUAAUCGCAAGGGAUCUGCAGAAAAGCCUCAGAACAGACCACCAAAGCCAGGUAACACAGAUACAGACAUGGACAGACAGACCAGAACGAAAGAGACAACCAAGCCCCGGCCUUGGUAUUGCUUUAACUGUGGUGAGGAUGGACACAUUGCUCCCUGCUGCACUGACCCUGCCAACCCCCGUCUUGUAGCAGAAAAGAAAAGGCAAUUGAUCGCGAGACAGCAGCAGUGGGAAACACGAAAUGGUUCCAGUGUAGCUUUAAACGACUAACAGUUCCUGUUGUGGGACAGACAGGAGCUGAGGAGAGUCAAUCACGUCCCUCCGACGUAAGCAACACACAAACAGACCAUGGAACCAGAACACAAGACCAGAAAAACAAAGUUAGAGCAAACACUUCCACUACACAAACACAUUCCACUACUACACAAAAUGUCAAGAGAAGAGUAACAAUUAACGAACACAGAACUGUAAAUAACAGAAAACUGCCUAGAGGCUUAAUUGGAAGCAAAAGCACAGCAAAUGUCAACGUCAAUGGAAUUCAAUGUAAUGCACUGCUGGAUACUGGAUCGCAAGUUACAACUGUGUCUCAGUCCUUCUAUGACUCCCACCUUUCCGAUUGUCAGCUACACCCAGUUAGCGACAUGCUUGAAGUUGAGGGCGCCAACGGUCAGGCAGUCCCAUACCUGGGCUACAUUCAAUUACAUAUAAAGUUUCCCGAAGAAUUCAUUGCUUCACAACCCGAAGUACAGACUCUUGCCUUGAUAGUGCCAGAUACUCGCUCCAGUAGCAGCAUGCCUGUACUGAUUGGCACAAAUACAUUAGACCCUCUUUACGAGCAAUUCUGUGAUGGAAACACCAUGAUAAGUAACAUCUACUGUGGCUACCAACAAGUCUUGAGGACACUGCAGCUCAGACGGCACCAAAGCACAGAAGGUCAAGUCGGCAUUGUGAAGUUAGGUCGUCACGAGUCAAGCAUCAUCCCUGCUGGACAGAAGGUGGUCUUGGAAGGCGUCGUCACUGGAAAUGAAGCUAACAACGAGAGAUGGGCAGUAGUGGAAGAACCCUCCACUUCGUCCUUGCCAGGUGGGAUCUUCGUUGAUAGCUGCAUCAUCUCCAUCCCUGCACGGUUCCCGUACAAGGUGCCUGUAAUCAUCAGAAAUGAAACCAACCAUGACAUUACCCUGCCCUCUAACUCUGUCAUCGCCGAACUUGCCAUCCCUCACGAGAUCAGCCAGACCCACAACACCUGUAGCCCCAGUCAACUGUCAUCACCUACUGUCUGUUCCAGUCUGCAACACUCUC